Messenger RNA from Cydia amplana, 582 nucleotides. RefSeq lists its product as uncharacterized. The transcript is spliced from 5 exons. The record is from RefSeq and is a predicted model, not a curated record. NCBI's taxonomy places the organism in Eukaryota, Metazoa, Arthropoda, Insecta, Lepidoptera, Tortricidae. The coding region runs from base 1 to 582 and encodes 193 amino acids.
AUGGUCUUCACAGCAAGAUGUGUUGUCGUUAAUUUUGUAAACACUAGCAGAAGUAGUGACUGCAAAUUUUAUAGAUUUCCAAAAGUAGUGUGGAAACAAGAACAGCGCAAUAAAUGGAUAAUUGAUAAUUGCCGUAAGGAGAAAAAAUCCCGAUGGCACCCAAAACCGGACGACAGAAUUUGCAGUGCUCACUUUAUUGGUGGUAGAAAGACUGAUGAACAAGCCAGUCCCAGUUAUGUUCCAAGGAUCAAGACAAAUCAAGACGGAUUGACGAAAAUGCGGCAAUAUCGAGGUUCCAACGUUAUAUGGAACGAAGAAACGUGUACAAAAUCCAGAAAGGACGUUUACGUGCAACAGCCCCAGCUUGUAGAUCUUGCAGGUGUUACUCUUAACAACUUCAACUUUUUAUUAAAAACUACACAAAUAAAUUAUAUGGUGAGCGAAAAAGAUAGACUUCUACUUUUCUUGAUGAAAAUAAAACUUGGUGUCACAUUUUCAGCACUCAGUGUUUUGUUCGGUAUUCAUAGAACAACAGUGUCAAGAAUAUUCUGCCCGUAUGUUGAAGAAAUAGCAGCUGUUUAG